UGGAAGAGGCCGUGGACGAGGGACUGGACACUACGGGCGGGCGGACGGAAGGACGGAGGACAGAGAGCACUGCCAUGCCUGUGGGUCUGCUGGCGUUUCUGUGUGUCCUCGCCACGGGUCGGGCAGUGGAAGAGACAUUAAUGGACACCCGCACAGCCACGGCAGAGCUGGGCUGGACAGCCUACCCAUCUUCAGGGUGGGAGGAAGUUAGUGGGUAUGAUGAGAACCUGAACACCAUCCGUACCUACCAGGUGUGCAAUGUCUUCGAACCCAGUCAGAACAACUGGCUGCUGACCACCUUUAUUGAGCGCCGUGGUGCCCAGCGUAUCUACAUAGAGAUACGCUUCACUGUACGUGACUGCAGCAGCAUCCCCAGUGUGCCAGGCUCCUGCAAGGAGACCUUCAACCUUUACUACUAUGAGACAGACUCAGCCAUCACCAUCAAGGGCUCAGCCUUCUGGAUGGAAGCCCCUUUCCUGAAGGUGGACACCAUCGCUGCCGAUGAGAGCUUUUCACAGGUGGACUUUGGUGGGCGCCUAAUGAAGGUGAACACAGAGGUGCGCAGCUUUGGGCCACUCUCCCGCUCUGGGUUCUACCUGGCCUUUCAGGACUAUGGUGCCUGCAUGUCAUUACUCUCUGUCCGUGUCUUCUACAAACGCUGCCCCAGUGUGGUGCAAAACUUUGCCAUCUUCUCCGAGACUAUGACAGGUGCUGAGAGCACGUCGUUGGUCAUUGCCCGUGGCAUCUGCAUUCCCAAUUCAGAGGAGGUAGACGUGCCCAUCAAGUUGUACUGCAAUGGUGAUGGCGAGUGGAUGGUGCCCAUUGGCAGCUGCUCUUGCAAGGCUGGAUAUGAAGCAGACAACGGGAACAUGUGUCAAGCUUGUCCACCUGGGACAUACAAGUCGAGCCAAGGCAGGGGACUGUGUGUACGAUGCCCACUCCACAGCCGCUCCACCACGGAGGCCGCCAUCACCUGUGCCUGCCGCAAUGGCUACUACCGUGGGGACUCAGACCAGCCAGACGCACCCUGUACCAGUGUCCCGUCCAGCCCACUCAACGUCAUCUCCGUUGUCAAUAAGACGUCAGUGACACUGGAGUGGCAACCACCGCGGGAAACAGGUGGCCGGGAAGAUGUGAUGUAUAAUAUAAUGUGCAGGAAGUGCCACUCCACCCAAAGAGUGUGCUCACCUUGUGAUGACAAUGUGGAGUUCGUCCCUCGGCAGCUGGGUUUCACGGAGACGCAUGUGUUUAUCAGCAACCUAUUAGCACACACGCUCUACACCUUUGAGAUUCAAGCAGUUAAUGGUGUCACCAGCAAGAGCCCCUACCCUCCUCAACAUGUUUCCAUUGACAUCACGACCAACCAGGCUGCUCCUUCCAUGAUUCACACCAUGCAUCAGGUUACUUCCACCAUGAAGAGCAUUACGCUUUCGUGGCCACAGCCUGAGCAACCUAACGGUAUCAUCUUGGACUAUGAGCUGCGCUACCAUGAGAAGGACCACAGCGAGUCCAACGCAUCGGUGGUAAAGACCCAAACCAACACAGCAUACCUUGAGAAUCUUCGUCCAGGUACUGUGUAUGUGGUGCAGGUGAGAGCCCGCACCGUGGCUGGCUUCGGCAAAUACAGUGGCAAGCUCUUCUUCCAGACCCUCACCUAUGAAGACUACAAGUCUGAAUUCAGAGAGAAGCUGCCUCUCGUCAUUGGUUCUGCCGUGGCCGGCGUAGUCUGCAUUGUCUCCCUGGUGGCCAUUUGCAUUGUGUGCAGCAGGAAGCGAGUGUACACCAAGGAGGCCAUUUACACUGACAAGCUGCAGCACUACAGCACUGGUCGUGCCUCUCCUGGGAUGAAGAUCUACAUUGACCCCUUCACCUAUGAGGACCCCAAUGAGGCAGUCCGUGAAUUUGCCAAGGAGAUUGAUGUCUCCUCUGUAAAGAUUGAGGAGGUCAUUGGGGCAGGAGAGUUUGGAGAGGUGUACAAGGGCCAUCUAAAGCUUCCUGGGAAGCGUGAGGUCUGUGUAGCCAUCAAGACUCUGAAGGCAGGCUACACUGACAAGCAGAGACAGGACUUUCUCAGUGAAGCUAGCAUCAUGGGCCAGUUUGACCACCCUAACAUUAUUCACCUAGAGGGCGUGGUCACAAAGAGCCGUCCUGUCAUGAUUGUCACAGAGUUCAUGGAGAACGGUGCUCUGGACUCCUUUCUUAGGCAAAAUGAUGGACAGUUCACUGUCAUCCAGCUGGUUGGCUUGCUGCGUGGCAUUGCCUCAGGUAUGAAGUACCUGUCAGAGAUGAAUUAUGUGCACCGUGACCUUGCCGCCAGAAACAUCUUAGUGAACAGCAAUUUGGUGUGCAAGGUGUCCGACUUUGGCUUGUCACGGUACCUGCAGGAUGAUACAUCUGACCCAACCUACACCAGUUCUUUGGGGGGGAAAAUCCCAGUGCGGUGGACUGCUCCAGAAGCCAUUACCUACAGGAAGUUCACAUCCGCCAGCGAUGUAUGGAGUUAUGGCAUUGUCAUCUGGGAGGUGAUGUCAUUUGGCGAGCGACCGUACUGGGACAUGAGCAACCAGGAUGUGAUCAAUGCUAUAGAACAGGACUACCGACUUCCACCACCCAUGGAAUGCCCCACCACCUUGCACCAGCUCAUGCUGGACUGCUGGCAGAAAGAGCGCAGCACACGGCCCCGCUUUACUGACAUUGUCAACAUAUUGGACAAACUCAUCCGCAACCCCAGCAGUUUGAAGACUCUGUCCACCGUCCCACCGGUGCCUUCAAAGCCCCUGCUGGACCACUCUGUGCCUGACGUCAAUGGUUUUAUGUCAGUAGAGGACUGGUUGAGUGCCAUAAAGAUGAACCAAUACAGAGAAAACUUCUUGGGUAGCAGCUUUAGUUCCCUACAACUGGUGGCUCAGAUGACCUCUGAGGACCUUCGGGGGUUAGGUGUGACUCUGUCAGGGCACCAGCAAAAGAUCCUCCACAGCAUCCAGGCCUUGAGACUUCCCACUUCGACAGCAUGACUAGAGGGGGUGUUCUGCCCUGUGGGUUGCAGGAGCCCCCUGAGGACUUCUAAAAGAAGGCAGUACAGCAGGGUUGAGCAUAUCGUCCUGGUCUGACUGCCGCUCUAACCCAUAUGGAUGGCUUCCACCCCUUCCUCUCCCAGGGGGGACUGAUCAACAGAAUGGAACAAUGCAGGCAAACACACAAAGGAAAUAAAAUAUUCUUCUGUUCAACAACAGAAACACAGACGCAAAAGAUACAAGAAUUUGUAAAUAUUUUGGUGAUGGUAUGAAGUACUACUGAUACCAAGGCUAUAGAGUAACCCAUCAUUUUGGGUUUGGUCCUCUUUUUGAUGGACUUCUUCCAUCAGGAUGAAACUUUUUUCUGUGUGUCUGUAUUCUUAUCAGUAGUUGCUUCUUCCUGGUGAUAGUGCAACCUGAUGGAGCCCAAGUGAAUGGAAUCAAAGAUAUAAAUAUCUAUAUAUCUUCACAUUGAAGGUGUUAUGUAAUUAUGUAUGUGUUCCCUGCUUGCAUUUUGGCAAUUC
This is a messenger RNA of Scleropages formosus (Asian bonytongue), 3538 nucleotides long. RefSeq names its product ephrin type-B receptor 1-B-like. The record is from RefSeq and is a predicted model, not a curated record. NCBI's taxonomy places the organism in Eukaryota, Metazoa, Chordata, Actinopteri, Osteoglossiformes, Osteoglossidae. Gene Ontology annotation, cellular component: dendrite; plasma membrane. The transcript is spliced from 16 exons. Gene Ontology annotation, molecular function: ATP binding; protein binding; transmembrane-ephrin receptor activity. Gene Ontology annotation, biological process: axon guidance; ephrin receptor signaling pathway; protein phosphorylation. Bases 75 to 3014 code for a protein of 979 amino acids.